Messenger RNA from Gymnodraco acuticeps, 4539 nucleotides. RefSeq names its product ectonucleoside triphosphate diphosphohydrolase 1 (gene entpd1). The transcript is spliced from 10 exons. Gene Ontology annotation, molecular function: GDP phosphatase activity; UDP phosphatase activity. Gene Ontology annotation, cellular component: plasma membrane. The record is from RefSeq and is a predicted model, not a curated record. Bases 2411 to 4165 code for a protein of 584 amino acids. Lineage: Eukaryota; Metazoa; Chordata; Actinopteri; Perciformes; Bathydraconidae. Gene Ontology annotation, biological process: nucleoside diphosphate catabolic process.
GUGUGUGUGUGUGUGUGUGUGUGUGUGUGUGUGUGUGUGUGUGUGUGUGUGUGUUCUACUUGUAAAAAAACAGUUUGAACUUUAGACUUUUUCAAAAUGAGAUCAUUUGCUUUGGUCUGUAUGUUUUAUUGAAUCAGCAAGGAUAGAUAUACAAUUGAGGGAUUGGGGUAAUAAAUGUAGUCAACGGUCAUUUUGAGGCUGGACAAUGUGUGUUAGGCAGUAAAAAUGCAUUUGUACUGUGAAUGUUAUUUUCUGUGUCACAUUUGUUGAACAUUGUUUUUGUGGGUGUUCGAUCUAAACCCUGCUCGUCUAAACAACACUCACUAUUACAGCAGGCAACAGGAGUUCAUGUUAUAUCUCAAGUCCCCCUCCAAAACAUAUUCUUUUUCUUGACAAGCAGCAUUUAUUUGAACCACACAGUAAUGCCUUUUAUUUAUUAAGUUUGGUAAAUAAACUCAAAUAUUAGCGUUUAGUUUAUAAAAAUGACCCAAACCGACACACAGUGAUAGCAGAGGAUAUUUUGUUUUGCUUGUAUUUUUCCUGACUCCUGUUCCCACCACUAUUGUUUUCCCUAAUUUCUUAAUUUGAACCAUCACCUCACCUCACCUAAAUACUACAUUUGUGUUGACAUAAGAGUCGGAAAAGGAAACAUUUUGUUGCAAGAUUGCAUGUGUGUGUGUGUGUGUGUGUGUGUGUGUGAGAGAGAGAAUGUGUAGGCUUAUUGGUCAUUCCUCACUUCUGAACAUGACUUGGUUUUAGGGAUGAUAAUAGACUGGCUUUGGGAAAGGCCAAGGGUUUGCGUUAGACAUGUAGUUGUGGUCCUUAGGGAAUGCAUAAUGUCAAUAGAACUUCUCACAAGUACAAACAAAUAUAUCUAUGUGUAUGUGUGGCCUACAGUCUGUGUCACUGUUGAGUUCCUCUGAUCUCACUUGCUUUCCAGGUAAGCCUUGCUUUCUGUCUCAACAUGUUUGCGCCUGUUUUGGUUGGUGCUAACAGCAUCACCAUGCGUAAGUGGUUACACAUGAUGAAACAGUCCUUGCCUACUGUAAUCUGAAUGCAAACAGGUUAAGGAAUUUGCCUGGAAACGAAAUGUUUCCUGUCUUGUUCAACACAUCUUGAGCUUGACGAUAACUGAAAGGAAGGGUGAGGUUCAGUUAAUUCAUGGCGACCUUUACAGCUCUACUUUAAACCGUUUCACUCACAGACUUCUAUAAUAAAGCAGGGGUUAUGCAAUUGGCGCCAGCUGUCAUUAAUGUAGUUGUCAAUUAAUAUCAAUGGUGGUUGUUUACUUCACCAUCAGACAUAUCGCAGCUGUUCUCAUACAUUCUAGCUGUGCGAGGCAUGUGAAGACACUGUAAAACAAGUAAAGAUGUGUGGAAAUCACAUGUGGUUUCAUUCUUGCUUCACUGCAGCUGCAUUGCUUUCGAGGAAAGGCUUGAUGAAUAUGAUAAUUCCACAGAACCUGACACAGAAUGCUGGCAUUGCAUGAUGCAGCUCAUCCAGACACAGUUAGUGGUUGGAUUUCCACUCCAGUAUCAACACUUCAUGAGCCUUUCAUGGUUCAAUUGUGUCUACUAAAGUAUAGAAGCUGUUUACGUCUCUUAUUUUGUGUUAACUUUAGAAUUUCCCUUUUCAUAAAAAUAGAUGGUUGAGUACAGAACACACAGUGACUCGAUACAUAGCAUGUGUCUGGUUCAGACAGCCCCUAGAUAAUGUUUCAAAGGAGGGUAGAAUCACUGUGAACUUUGGUUGUUUGCUCAGUGACAUCGUCAAACAAUUACAGAAUACUUUGCUAUGUGUGUGUGUGUGUGUGUACAUAAUGUUGGAGGCUUUAAUCAUUCAGAUCUCCAGUAGAGGAAAGUUUGCAAAAGAUAAGAGAUAUUAAAAAAAAGUUGACAGUAAUUCUCGUGAUUGGAUGUGCGUAUCUUCUGCAUGUGAGCAGCAGGGGAAAUAACUGAAUGGAUCUAUGAAUGGGUCUACACAUUUGCAGGCAAGUCAUGUUUUAGGGUCUGCACACCCUCACACACACACAUCAGCCCAUCGACAAACCCUAUUCUUCCAACAAACACACACACACACACACACACUCGCAGACACACACAGCCUCAGACAAAAGAAGGGGAUUCCAAUCCGUCACAGAGAUGACAUCACAGCCUGCCAGUAAUAAAAACAGCUAAACAAGGGAGUCCCCACUUCCCCUCCCUCGUACACAUCCCACAGAAUGAACAGAGAGAGAGAGUCGAGUUGAGGCAAGUCACUCUCACAAGUUCACAGAAAGAGAGGGAGGGUAAGAGAGAGAGAGUCCCUUUUAAGGGGUUCACAUAAACACUUGAGUGCGCUGACACACGCACAAACACACUUAGCUCCGUCUCCAUAGUGAUCUGCGAUAGUGCCCCGGCUUUGGGAGGAAAUGCCAAACUCCGUGCUUAAAGGCCGCUCCACCAGAAAGACACACACACACACACACGACUAUUAUAACCGUCUGUCCGGUCAUGAAGGGAAAACCUCUUCUCUCUUUCUCUUAUCACUCUGCUACCUCCCUCGGUCCAUUCUCCCGUCUCCUUUCCACUUUCACUCUCUUUUUUCUCUCAUCCCUCCCCCACUCUCUCUCCCUCUUUCUCUCUCUCUCUCUCCACAAUUCUCCCGCUCCCCUGUCAGUGUUAAUUUCAUUGAAGUAGACAACAGAGAGAUGAAAGAGAUGAACCCCUGGCACACGCCUGUGACCAUCAUCAUCACUGUGAUUGGUGUCAUGGCGAUUGUUGCCUUGGUGACAGUAGCAGUUUUGCAGAACAGGCCCCUCCCCCAAAAGUACAAGUAUGGGAUCGUGAUGGACGCCGGCUCCUCCCACACUGCUCUGUAUAUCUACGAGUGGCCAGCUGAGAAGGAUAACAACACGGGAAGAGUUGAACAGACACAUCUCUGCAAGGUCAAAGGUCCAGGUAUCUCCAGCUAUGCGUCUGCUCCAGUAAAGGCGGGAGAGUCUCUGAGAUUAUGCAUGGAGGAGGCCAAGCAGUGGGUGCCCGGAAAAAGACACCACCAGACCCCUCUUUAUCUGGGGGCCACAGCUGGAAUGAGAUUGCUAAAUAUGGCGAAUAGCUCGGCAUCAGACAAGGUCUUUCAAGCUGUGGAGGGCGCCCUGCAGAAGUUCCCCUUCUCUUAUCAGGGAGCGAAAAUCAUCAGCGGCCAGGAUGAGGGGGCUUUCGGCUGGAUCACGGUCAACUACUUGGAUGAACGCCUGAAACAGGGUUUGGAAACUAGAGGCGCCCUUGACCUCGGUGGAGCCUCUACCCAGAUUAGCUUUGUUUCCGAUAAUUAUGACGGUUCAGAAUCACCUAGCAACUCGGUGACUUUCCGUCUCUAUGGAAAUGACUACAACCUGUAUACCCACAGCUUCCUGUGUUAUGGGAAAGACCAAUCCCUAAGAAUGAUGCAAGCACACCAGUCUCAAGCAGGUCCAGCAACAGUAUUAGAUCCUUGUUUCCACCCUGGCUACACCGCGACAAAGAACUACUCGGUCCUCUACGACAGCCCCUGUGUGUCAGACAGGAAACCCAAAGAUGCUCCUGAUACCUUCACUCACAUCGGGAUAGGAGACUUCCUGCAAUGCCAGGCAGCCGUAAAAAGUGUCUUCAACUUUACAUCCUGCAAAUACAGCCGAUGCUCUUUCAAUGGGGUCUUACAGCCACUUUUGCAGGGGCCAUAUGGGGCUUUCUCAGCUUACUACUUUGUGAUGAACUUCCUAAAUCUGACUGAUACAUCCGUCCCACUGGAAGAUGUCAAGGAAAAGCUAAAACGCUACUGCGCUACCAAUUGGGAUCAGAUAAUGCAGCAGCAUCCAGAGGUAAAGUUAAAGUAUCUGGCUGAGUACUGUUUCUCUGGCACGUACAUCCUAACCCUGUUGACGGAAGGUUACAACUUCACCUCAGAGAGCUACUCCGACAUAAAAUUCAUUAAAAAGAUAAAAGGCAGCGAUGCAGGCUGGACGCUGGGCUACAUGUUGAAUCUGACAAAUAUGAUUCCAGCAGAGGCGCCUGACACCCCCCUUCUGCCCCACCCGGGCUACGUCUCAGUAGUUUCCGUCAUUGCAGUGCUUCUAUUCAUCCUCUUCAUCGUCAGCCUGCGUCCUCUCUGGCCCCGCUGCUCCAAACAACCACAGAUUGUAUAAACACGAGAGACGGUGAGAGAGGGAAUGUCUAGUGGGCUUUUGAGUGUGUCCCCGUUGGCUUUUAUGCCAGUUUGGGAAAAGGAUAGUCAACUCUACACUUUACUGCUUCCCCGGGGAGGUCAAAGGUCAACCCCUGCUGCACGUCAACAGUCCUGCAGCUCAUGUGGAUUCAAGGACAUUUCAGAAGGACAAAUACUUUCUGUACACUUUAUAAAGAGUGCGUUUUGGUUCUCUGGUUGAAGGACAGUUUAUGUGUUUGUGUGUGAGUGUGUUUGUUGAAUUUGAAUGGGCGUGCGAGUGUUUGUGAACCCAUCGGUCUGCAUGUGUCUUGAAAUAUGAUGUGAAUAAAUAAAAUAUCCCAAAUGUAUAUAAAA